Messenger RNA from Dermochelys coriacea (leatherback sea turtle), 7301 nucleotides. It is a transcript of the gene NTN1, whose product is annotated as netrin 1. The transcript has 6 exons. The coding region runs from base 977 to 2641 and encodes 554 amino acids. The record is from RefSeq and is a predicted model, not a curated record. Lineage: Eukaryota; Metazoa; Chordata; Testudines; Dermochelyidae. Gene Ontology annotation, molecular function: protein binding.
UGCUCUGACUUUGUCUUUACACCCCGUGCCUGGCACCUGGCAUGACACAAACCCUUCGCCCCGCGGCCAGAGUGCAGAAAGGUAAAUAACAAUAAGGACCUAACGAGGAGCUAAAGGCUGACGGCCAGAUCCCCUCAGGACCCCCAGGACAACCCCCUGCGGAGCCGAUAGAGUAACCGAGAGCAGAGUUUGUGCCUGAGGACCUUCCCCCCCACACACACACCACCACCAGCACUUCCACAAGGGAGAGCACGAGGAAGGUCCUUGCCACUGUCAAAGGAAGAGAGCAGGGCCCGAUCCUGCUGCCAUUGCAGUGUGUGGGAACUCCAAACCCCGCCCCCUGCUCCUCUCUUCCUUUGCCUAAGGUUCGUCUUUGCUGCGCUGUAAAACUUUGCUUUCAAACAGCCGAUGUGCAGUAAAGAGUCUGCUCGCCCCGUUUCCUUCUGGCUGCUCCGUCCCGUCCCCCCCCCCACGCCUCCCUCCCCACGCGCUCCUCUCCCCUCUCUCUGAAUUAGAUGCUUUGCCUGGUUCUCCCCCCCCCCCGCAUCCUAUUGAUAAACUACCAGUGGAUGUCGUUGUGUUCCUUGUGUGAGCGGAAUGUCACUCCUUUGAGAUGACCUCAAACUCAGCAGAAACUGGGAACGUCAUUCAGGCUCUCUGCAAGGCGCGGAGAGGGAGGCAGGGAAGGACAGAGUCCCGCCACUAGGGUGUUUUUGGGGGGGUGUGUGGGUUUGUUUUUUUCGGGUUUUUGUUUUUUUUUUUUUGUUUUUUGGUCUGAGGAUGGGAAUGCUCUGGGCUCUUUGAACCACACACCGUUCAGCAUCCAGCGCUUCCACUCCGCCAGCCAGGAGCGCUCGGCUGAGAGCUUGAAGACGGGCUGGGCCACCUUCCCCGGCAGCUCCAGAAACUUUCCCCUUGCGCCUCCGGAGGAAAACCAAAGGAGCGAAGAAGGCUCCCCGGAGGAGGCGCCCGCAGGAUGCCCGGGAAGUGCUGGCGGGUUGUGCUCACGCUGCUGUCGCUGUGGUGCCUGGCGGGCGGCGCGCGCGGCGGCUACGGCCUGAGCAUGUUCGCGGUGCAGACGGCGCAGCCGGACCCGUGCUACGACGAGAACGGCCACCCGCGGCGGUGCAUCCCGGACUUCGUCAACUCCGCCUUCGGCAAGGAGGUGAAGGUGUCCAGCACCUGCGGCAGGCCGCCGGCCCGCUACUGCCUGGUGAGCGAGAAGGGCGAGGAGCGCGUGCGGACCUGCCACCUCUGCAACGCCUCGGAGCCGCGGCGGGCCCACCCGCCCGCCUUCCUCACCGACCUCAACAACCCGCACAACCUGACGUGCUGGCAGUCGGAGAACUUCGUGCAGCACCCGCACAACGUCACGCUCACCCUCUCGCUGGGCAAGAAGUUCGAGGUGACCUACGUGAGCCUGCAGUUCUGCUCGCCGCGCCCCGAGUCCAUGGCCAUCUACAAGUCCAUGGACUCCGGCCGCAGCUGGGUGCCCUUCCAGUUCUACUCGGCCCAGUGCCGCAAGAUGUACGCCAAGCCCAGCCGCGCCGCCAUCACCAAGCAGAACGAGCAGGAGGCCAUCUGCACCGACUCGCACACCGACAUGCGGCCGCUGGCCGGCGGCCUCAUCGCCUUCAGCACCCUGGACGGCCGCCCCUCGGCCCACGACUUCGACAACUCGCCCGUGCUGCAGGACUGGGUCACGGCCACCGACAUCAAGGUGGCCUUCAGCCGCCUCCACACCUUCGGCGACGAGAACGAGGACGACUCCGAGCUGGCCCGCGACUCCUACUUCUACGCCGUCUCCGACCUGCAGGUGGGCGGCCGCUGCAAGUGCAACGGCCACGCGUCCCGCUGCGUCCGCGACCGCGACGACCACCUGGUCUGCGACUGCAAGCACAACACGGCCGGGCCCGAGUGCGACCGCUGCAAGCCCUUCCACUACGACCGGCCCUGGCAGCGGGCCACGGCCCGGGAGGCCAACGAGUGCGUGGCUUGUAACUGCAACCUUCAUGCCCGGAGGUGCCGCUUUAACAUGGAGCUCUACAAGCUUUCAGGCCGCAAGAGCGGAGGGGUCUGCCUUAAUUGCCGGCACAACACAGCAGGCCGCCAUUGCCACUACUGCAAAGAGGGCUACUACCGGGACAUGACCAAGCCGAUCACCCAUCGGAAAGCAUGCAAAGAGAUUCCUGUUGCUCCACCCACCACUGCAGCCAGCAGCACAGAAGAACCUGCAGAUUGUGACUCAUACUGCAAGGCGUCCAAGGGGAAGCUGAAGAUUAACAUGAAGAAAUACUGCAAGAAAGACUAUGCUGUGCAGAUCCACAUCCUGAAGGCCGACAAAGCUGGGGACUGGUGGAAAUUCACCGUCAACAUCAUCUCUGUGUACAAACAAGGGACCAACCGGAUACGGCGUGGAGACCAGAUCCUGUGGAUCCGCUCCAAGGACAUAGCAUGCAAGUGCCCGAAAAUCAAGCCCAUGAAGAAGUACUUGCUGCUGGGCAAUGACGAAGACUCGCCGGACCAGAAUGGGAUCGUAGCGGACAAGAGCAGCUUGGUGAUACAGUGGAGGGACACAUGGGCUCGGAGGCUCAGGAAGUUCCAGCAACGGGAGAAGAAGGGGAAGUGUAAGAAAGCCUAAAGGAAGAGAUAGCAGCAGAGUGCGAGAGAAAGAGAGACUGUGCAUGCUGCUUUGUGUAGAACCUGGAGCAGAUAGGGAUUGGGUUUAGGGAUUUUGUGAAGGAACUCACUUUGCAGUUUGUGUGUGUCGGGGGGGGGGCGGGGAUGGGAUGUAGGGGAAUCACUUCUGUGGGACUGCCAAGUUUGCACCUGAUAGUACAGAAAAAAAAAAAAAUCACACAUACUCACAAAAAGAAACCAUCGUGCCACGAGGCUGGAUCGGGGCCUGCACUGCCUCGGUCGCCACAGCACCCAGGCUUGUUCAGUUACCAGUUCCCAUGGUCCCCUCGCUUAUUUCGCCCCUUUGUGUCGAAGAGAUCACAGACGCCAAACUGCCUUAAAAUUGCUAACGCCUGCUAGUUCCAAAGCCAAGAAACUAACCAACGGCAAUGCUGGAAAUUAACUUCCCUACCCCGGAAUCACAUUUUCUCAUCUUAGGUUAAACGAGACAAUUAUUGUAGGGGAACUAAUUAGAAAUCGAUCACUGAGGACAUAUUUGAGGAUCAAUUAACACUGGUUACUUGAAUGGUCUUCAGUAAAAUAUAGUUCUAAUAAUCAAUUGCCUGCUGUACAGUAUCUAAGAGACAGGGCUAGAUUUUCAAAGUUGAGCGUGUGUGAUGAUGCUUGUUUAUUAGUACCUGCUUGCACCCACACAACAGCAGGCCUCUUACACUGUAUGUGGAGCAGCCACUAGAAGAAGACACAAUAGUCGGUGGGUUACACAUGCACCUAACUUUGAAAGCAUGGCCCUGCUAUUCCUGUUGGAUUCAAAUCCAGGUUUUCAAAGGAGAGCUGCAUGCUGUUUAGAUGCCAGCUGGUUAGCACAAGAUAUGCACUGAACCACAUCUUGGUACACAUGGAUCCACCUCCCAGCUGACAAUCCUCAGUCUAGCGUUUAAUAAUCCAGGUCCCAUUUGUCAAUGGCCAGUCAUCACUGUGUUAAAUCCAGAGAGUGGAGGAGACAGGAGGGUAAGAUUUGCAGAAGCACCUAAGGGAGGUUGGUGCCCAUGCUUUGCUUGGAGGCUUCUUUCCAAAGUCUUUGCUGGCAGUAGCUUCACUUCCAUACCCAACUAGCCCUUCACAAUCCCGUGCACCUUCCCCAACCCUCCCGCCCCGUCCCAGCCUUUAAAUGUUACUCAGAAGAUGAAGGCCCCACUGAGCAAACUGUUGGGAAGCCCACACAGUCACGUUACUUCCUGCCCCUGAGAGUCCCCAUGUGUCCCUGAGAUAGCUGGCCACCUGUCAUCUCAUUUCUCAUGCCAGUGACGACGAGAGGUGGAGAUUUUUGUUCAGCAUCAGGUUGAAUGUGUGUCUUUUGAGGAUUUGUGCUACAGCAGCUGGUAAUAAUGCAAUGCUUCAAACGCAGAUUCACCCGUGCUGAGGGGCAAGCAUAAAGACCUGUGUAUUACUUCAGCCCCAGUUGAUGUAAAUGAUGCAUAGACCUGCACCAGGAGAAACACUAGCCAGAGUGACUAUAUGCAAAAAGGCUCUACCCAUUUAGCCACUGUAGAAACAAAACUUUCCCAAAACAGGACAAUUAUCUGCCAAUAUAAAUGAGACAACCUCUGUAGUCCACAUAGGUCAAUUCUUCUAGGUAGAGGCUGAAUUCAACUCCCUUGGCUUCCUGUAGGCAUUGCUCAUAUUCGGCACCUCACCAUUAUAACACACUGCUAGGUGGAGAGGUUGGGGCAGAUCAGCUGAGACUCGCGUUUGAGGGGCUUAACUCCUCCAUGGAGCUUGUGGCACUUCUGCUUUGUUAAAGCCACGGUGCAGAUUUUUCUUAGCUUCCACAUUAGACUCAUAAGGGGAGAAGGAGAUUUGCACUCACACACAACUUGUACAAGCAACUGCUUGUAAAACAACAACAAAAAAUGGGCGCAACUUGGAUGCACAAUUCAGACUCAAAUGUCUACGAUGCCCAUACUACAAAAAUCAAAACCUCCCUGAUACUUUUCUGUUAGGAAACUUGGAAACAUCCAUUUUAUGAUAUUUUCCAGCAGUUUGGCCAAUUUAUAGUAAUUGACAAUAUUUAUAUAAUGACAUAAACUGCUCUAAAGCAAGGCAGCGAUGUAAAUAAGUAUAAAAUGGAGAAGUGCCCACUGAAAUGCAGAGUGGGCUUGGGGAGUUGAAAUUCAUGGCUGGGAUAGGGAAACCAGUUCCUGUGAGCUUAUCUGACCCUUGAUGUGAAUUACAAGGCUUAACUAACUAAAGCAAAUUAGUCAUUAGGAGAGAAAAUAUGCAGAAUGCUCCUCGGCAAUGAGCGUUCAGCAAAACCAAGUAUUUGUCCCGCAUCCCUUUUUACUGACCGUGGGACAGAAAGAAGAAGGGCAACUGGUGUUAAAGGCAAAUGAUUUUGAAGUCAAUGGGACUUGUGCUCCUAAGUCACUUGCAUGCUUUUGAAAAUCUCACCCUCAGGUGCCUAAAUAUGUACUUGAGAGCAUAACAUUUUGACCAAACUGAUCAAAUUGGACUGGGCCAAAGUACAGUCCUUGAGAGACUGCAUUGGCUUGGAGAUCUAUCUGUGCUUCAUGGCACCCGGCUGUUCUGUACGCCCUUGUGGUGCGGGGCAUUCCUAGGUACAGCACCCCCAGUUGAGUCCCAUCACCCUGCCACUAUAUGCGGUAAAACCUUAUCUCCAGCUAAGGAAUGUUUACAAAAAAAAUUCCCUGCUAUUCUAGGCAGGCCACUGUGUAACGCUACGAGGAUGCUCUGUUGAUAAUCCUAAAGCUCAUUCAACUGGCUACAGAUGUUUUCUGACUGAGAUUUCCAAAGUAGCCUGUGGCUGGAGUGAGGAGCCCAACUCCUAGUUUCAGUGGUAGGUGGGCACCCUUUGGUGCCUUUUAGAACCCCAGGCCCCAAGUUUGCGUUUAGUAUAACAUCAAAGCACAGGCAUCUGCCCCAGUCUGAGCAAAUGCGCAUUGAACUGCAGCAAGGUCCCUCGGGGCCGCAGCUUUGCCUUCCAAGCGGACUUGCUGCAUUCACAGCAAUGGCUAGCUGGAGAAUAGCAGACAUUUCCACCCUUGGGUUUGUGGAGCUAGCAUUAUUAACCUGGAGCCCGGCACCUAGGAUGGCAUUCAAAACAAAAAAUUAAACUUUAAAAAGGAAAGCCCCAACCCUCAGAUUACUGCCUUUAAUGUUUUUGGAAGAACCCCCGGAAGAACACACAGCAAAUGUUCAUGCCUCCAACAGAGGAUAUUUAUACGCUGAAAAGAUGCAACAGGCUAUGGGUACUCCAGACAGUAAAAAGAAAAUAAAUAAAAAGAAAACCAAGAAGUUUGUAUAGUUAGUAUGAGAUGUAAAGCAAACUAGCGCUCAGAAAUUUUAUUAACCAGAAGUGUAAUAAUGUAGAUUUUCUAAACAAACCACCACCCCUGCCGUGCAAGUCUAGUAAGAAAUACUAUCUUUUUUGGUUUUGUUUUUUUACUUUUGCGCUUACCAACAAGUCUGAGGGGCUUGUUUGGCUCUGCCCACAGCUAACAAGUAUCCCUCUUUAGCUGUGUGUAAUACGUUCAUACAGAAUACUGAGCAUGUAUAAUGUAUACAAUCUCUGUUACCACUAGGUAAAGUGAAGCAAAACAAUCUACCUUUCAGGGGGUGUCUUAUGAAGUAUGUACUUCCUAUAGGUUGCUGGCUUCUCUUUAAGAACAACCCCCCUGGACUUUAGUAGAACCAGGAUUAUAGUCUUUGGGUAACAACUUCCAUGGGGUUGGCUGCUCCUCAGAAGAAUCCUACAGCUCUUCAUUUGGAGGUAGCCAAUAAGGCAACCCCAUAUCCCAGCCAGCAAGGAAUUUAUACCCAUCACCUAAAAGCAGCCACCGAUCCGCUUGAUUAGUUCGGCCCUGUUAGCCCAGUGGCUGAUGUGAAUUAAAUGUCACGCUCCCCCUUGUCAGAACAUUCCACUGAUGUGAAAAAAACCCUCAUCUGAGUCUUACAGGGGAAAGAACCAAAAUAAUCAUCCAGGGUAACGAGAGAAAAACCCAGGGGCCCAGGGAGAGGGCGAAGGGCUUUUGGAGAGUUCUGUACUGGCAGUUAUCAUUAAGGGUCACACACAACGGUGGAACAUUAUGGUAACUUGAAUAACACAAAAAUAAGUAAAUAGAUCCUGAGGUCCCCUGAGGACGUAUAACAUGGAAUUUGUAACAGGGUAAAAGGGCUGCUGUGCCAACCAAGCGAUUCUGGAAAGCAGCUGAAAUGCCAAAACAAUCAUCACUCGACAGUAGCAUUAAACAAAAGUUGUUUUGUUUGUUUCAUUCUGUGUCCCUUCCCCCCUCCUCCCGCACACACCCACCCACCUUUUCGCCUGUUACACAGACCUGGCAGAAAAACCUGUGUUUUUUUAUCUCUGUUAAUAUCUUGAAUUGUAAAUGUUGUUUAGUUAUGACCAUUACAUACUGUUUUGGGCAAUGUUUCUUUACAAUGCAUACUAAUAUAUUAUGGUUAUUAUAUAUGAAUAUAUUUAAUGACGUGAAAAAGUUGUGGAUUUUCUUAUUUUUUUCCAAGUUGUCUUUUUGUUUUGUUUUGUUAGAUGGCUGUAACUGAACCAGAUGGAGCUUGUAACUGUUCAGCACUCACUUGGUAGAACUAAAGUCAGAAACCAGUUGAAUAAACUCUUGUAAACUGUA